Acanthoscelides obtectus is the source of this 372-nucleotide messenger RNA. Lineage: Eukaryota; Metazoa; Arthropoda; Insecta; Coleoptera; Chrysomelidae. The record is from the annotation of a GenBank genome assembly.
AUGCCACCCAAAACUAGCGGUAAGGCUGCCAAAAAAGCGGGCAAGGCGCAGAAGAAUAUCUCAAAAUCUGACAAGAAAAAGAAGCGCAGGAGGAAGGAAAGUUACGCAAUUUACAUCUACAAAGUACUGAAGCAGGUACAUCCCGAUACGGGUAUAUCCAGCAAAGCGAUGAGCAUCAUGAACAGCUUCGUCAACGAUAUUUCGAACGUAUCGCCUGCGGAAGCUUCCAGAUUGGCACAUUACAACAAACGUGCCACGAUAACUAGCAGAGAAAUUCAGACAGCCGUACGACUAUUGCUACCGGGAGAAUUGGCCAAGCACGCAGUCAGCGAAGGUACCAAAGCCGUCACCAAGUACACCAGUUCAAAAUAA